GUGAGGACCUACAUAGCUCGGCUCCUGACACCCCCCACCCCCACCCACUCCCAGCAACACCCUCUCAUCCACACCUCCACCUGUGCCGUGUCCUACCUCACCUGUACACCCGCCACACCUUUGCUAAUUAAUCAUGGCGAAGGUGUUCCUCUACUUCAUGGUUCUGGCAACACUGUCGGCAAACUGCAGCGCGGCAAACAACUGCACCAACAAGCCACAAUCUCGACAAAAGCGCUUGAUUAUGUUCACAUCUGACCGCCGCUUCGCCUUCCCGCCCGCCACUGUCAUGCUCGUCACCCCAACACUCAGCCUCCCCUUCGGCAGGAACCUCCCCACAGGCUACGGCUCCUCCCUCACCAUCUCCGUGCCCUUCAAAGUGUCCUUUGAUGACCUCGGCCUGACCUCCCCAGAAAAUCCCUUUGGCAUCUUCCCUGACUUCUUAUUUGCCAGGAAGAAAAGGGACGCUGACCUUCCUGGCAUUAACUGGGCUGGAGGUGACAGAGAGAUGAUGUACCAGGUUGUCGAGGAUUCACUGCACAACCUGGGUCUGGACGGCCAAGCGUGUCUCCUUCGCGCCAUCUGUGAAAUGUUCCAGACUCCUCUCGUUAACCAUGGCUUCGUUGGGGAGAUGCUGGAGCUCUUCUUCAGUGUGAGCCGCGCACCACACGCCGAGAAGAGACUUGGUGACUACUUGAAGGCAGAACGUGCAGGCCGCUCCACUGGUGACUGCUCAGCCUACCACCUCACCUGCCCCCAGUCCCUCUUCACCGCACCACAGCCUCUCAAACACACAGAGGAGAAUAUGGACCACUACAGCGGGACAGAGAGUGAAGAAGGAGAGAGAACCUGGAACCACAAGGACAUGAAGAAGGAAGACCAGACUACCACCAAGAAAACAACGAAAAAACAGAGAAAGAGAUGUGUCCGUCAGCGUAGUUGAAUGACCAUACUACCUGACGUGACCUUACCAUCCUGCCCUCCCGCUGACCUGACCUUGGUGCGCUUCUGUCACUGCUAAGCUAAAUGUUGGGUGAUGCGGCAGAUGACUUAAGAUUUGAGAUUCUGCUGGUGUUAGUACGUUGGUGAUUUCUACGUGUGUAUGUUUGUAUGUAAAACGUUAGUAGUAUUUAUUUUGAUUCUGUCCAGCUGGUGCGUGUGUGCGUGUAUGUGUGUGUGCCAGCCUAGUAUGAAUGUAUCUCUAUUUAUUUAUCGCAUAAGAAGGGAUUUAUAACGUCAGGGCAACAAAAAAGGCAUUAAAAAGGACCCACUGAAGGUAAAACUGUCUAAAAAGUAGUGAUGAGAGCAGGAAUUGAAUCUAAAAGUGUUAAAAUAAUGUAGGAGGAAAAAUAUGACCCAGAAAUGAUGCUAAGUGUGUUGAAAGCUUCCUAGUGAAUGAGUUUAAGUGAGAGAGAGAGAGAGAGAGAGAGAGAGAGAGAGAGAGAAUUGUGGGUAAUGGCAGUAUUUAGGGCAUUAUAACAAGAAGGACAAAAGAAAGUGACUCAGCUGUUUGCCCCUUUCAAAAUAUCGUGUCACUAACAAAAGCAAAAAAAUACCGUGUUUUUGUUUACGAAAGAAGGGAAAAGCUGGCUGACGGGAACGUGAAGACUGAAAAUAAAAUAAAAAAAAAGACUAAAAGACCCCACUUUGUUGCCAGUUCCCUUACAGGUUCGAGAGAGAGCUAGGCAAAUGAAAGGGAUAAAUUUCUUGGGUAUUGAUGCAUUAGAUGGAAGAAGAAAGAAGGAUUUUGUGUCAUUAUUAAGAGAAAAGGGAUUAUAUUGAAGGAAAAUUGAGAAAAAACGCAGAAAAGUAAACUCAUUAACCAGCUGUGUGUGUUUGUAAAGUAAGUAAAGUAAGGUUAAAUAGAUGUGUGUGUGUGUGUGUGUGUGUGUGUGUGUGUGUGUGAGGCCAGCGUGUUGAAUAGUAAAUAAAUAGAUAAGAUAAUAGUUAAAAGUUCCAGAAUGAAUGAGAUUAGAAGAGAAUGAAUAAAUGAGUGAAUGAAAGAUUGAAGCAAGACAAUUAAUUUCUUUUCUCUCUCUCAUGUUUUUAUUCAUUUAUGUUGUGCGACGUGAAGAAGUGCAUGGAAAAUGAAGAAAAGGAAAAUGAAGAAAAGAAAAUGAAGGGAAGUUAGGGAGAUGGAGAUAAUGGUGAAGAAAAAGAAGAAGGGAAUAGUGAAGAAAAAGAAGAUAAAGGAAAUAUUGAAGAAAAAAAUGACGAUAAUAGUGAAGAAAAAGAAGGUGAAAAGGAAGUUAGGUCAGCGAAGAAAAGAAGAUGAAGGGAACAGUGAAGGGAACAGUGAAAUGAAGAAGGUGAAGGGACACUAGACAUUGGUGCCUUUAGAAUUCAUGUAUUAGGAAAAGAAAGGUGUAUUUGUUGUAUUAAGAGAAGAAAAAGGAGGUGUAUUUAUUGUAUUAGGAAAAGAAAAGGUGUAUUUGUUGUAUUAAGAGAAGAAAAAGGAGGUGUAUUUAUUGUAUUAGUGGGAAAAAGAAGAAGAAAAGAAAUUAGAUAAGAAAGGCAUUGUAAUUCAUUUAUCUAUUGUAUUUAUUUGUAUUAAGGGUAAAGAAAAGAUGUAUUUGUUGUAUUAGUGGAAAAAAAAAGAUCAAGAAAAGAAGUUAGAUAAGAAAGGCUUUAGAAUUAAUUUAUUUAUUGUAUUAUAGAGAGAGAGAGAGAGGAAAAAAAAAAUGUAUUUGUGUAUGAAAUGAAAGAUGAAAAGAAAUUAAAUAAGAAAGAAAAAAAAAAGAAAAAUUAGAUAAACAGGAGCUUUAAAAUUCACAUAUUGUAUUUCUAUUCUAUUUUGUUGUAUUAAGGUAAAAAAUUGAUGUAUUUGAUGUGCGAAGAGAAACAUAAGAAAAUUAAUAGAAAAUAAGAUAAUAUUUGUAGUAGUGGCUGUAGACUUCACAUAAUUUAGUGCAUAUAUGUUGUUUUAACCCCUUCAGUACUGGGACACAUUUCUACCAUUAAUUUUAUGUACCA
Messenger RNA from Portunus trituberculatus (swimming crab), 2970 nucleotides. RefSeq lists its product as uncharacterized. Lineage: Eukaryota; Metazoa; Arthropoda; Malacostraca; Decapoda; Portunidae. Bases 134 to 940 code for a protein of 268 amino acids. The transcript has 8 exons. The record is from RefSeq and is a predicted model, not a curated record.